AAUUUUUUUUCAAAAAUUAUAAAAUAAAAAAAUAUAUAAAAUUUAAAAUUUGUAAAAUAAAUAACUAAAUUUACGUUCUAAUAGCAUAUAGACACCACAGAUGAAUUGAAUUAUGUAUUACCACUGAAAGAAGAGAGAAAAAAAAAUCUGACCGACCAAAAACGUGAGGAGGAAAAGGUUACGAAGUUAUCGAUACAGAUUGCCUCCAUAUCUAUUCAAUCACUUAAAAUGAUGGUUAUCGUCAAAUUUAAUUUAAACGAGAUAAUAUGAAUCAAAGACAUCCAUCUUCGACCUCGAUUCUUUCAAAUCAGUCCGGUGAUUGCUCUCGUAAUCCUUUUCAUAAUUUGGACAACCAGUCAAACAACACCUGUGAUAUUUACAGCAGCAAUCUGCAACCAUCGGUAGCUAAUAAAUUGUUGAUAUCUGAGCAUCAUGGAAAUAACAUAAAAGAAGUCAACGGUAUAGGAGGAAAGAACAAAGAUUCUUGGGUCUGUCCCGAUGAUAGACAAUUGGCAUUACGAGCAAAGCUCAAAACUGGGUGGUCAGUCCAUACUAAUAAAGCACCAUCACCCGGAAAGAUUAACGAACAACAAUUGACGGAUUCCGAACAAGAAGCGAUUAUGGAAGUUAUACACAGAGCCGAGAUGCUAGAGAGCUUAGAAAAGGAAAGAGUUGGGAAAUUGGUUGAUAAAUUAGAAAACAUGAAACACAAUGCCAUUGGAAAUGGAGUCAAUCAGUGUAUUUUGUGUGGAGAAGAAUUUGGCCUGUUAUCGCCAGCACGUUAUUGCGAAGAUUGCAAAAAGGCUGUAUGUUCUAAAUGUGUAGUUGAUGCCGGUUUAACAGAUCCUCAAGGUCAUCAUCACCCACUCUGGCUGUGCAAAAUUUGUAGCGAGUCUAGAGAAAUCUGGAAACGUUCUGGCGCAUGGUUUUUCAAAGGCUUGCCCGUUAGCACGCCAAUUCCUUCUACUAACACCUCUACAACAUCGUUAAAUAAAAAAUCGGAGAAUUCUAGAGCGGAAACCAGCAGCCCUAAUACUCCUGGUCGUUACAGGAAAACUGUAAAUACUACCCCUAAACAUAGGGGAAAAACAACAACCAAUCAACCAAGUGGAAGACAAUUACCUCCUACGCCGGAUGUUGCCUCUGCUCAUGGACAUGAUAAAAAGGAAUCAUUAAGUUCCUUACCAAAAACUUAUCCUACAUGGACAAACGUUAAGCGUAAAGAUGAUAUAGAAGAACCUGCGGUAUCAUUAAAUAACGAUAUCGUGGAUCUCCCUAAAACAUACCAAUCUCAUAGUAUAAAGGAUUCAGAAUUGCCCAUAAUCAAAUCAACUUCUGCAUCAUCAUCCUCGUCUACAUCAUCUUCCAUCGAUAAUAACAUAAACAACUAUAAUCCAACUCAAAUUCCAACCCCAACUCCUAAACUCGGACACAAAUUACCUCAGGUUCCUUCCUUCAACAAGAGCAGAGUUAUCGAAAAUGUUUCCAAUCUAAUCCCUCCGUCGAUAACCUCUCCUAGCACCCUGGCAACUAAUUCGGGUCAGACGCUCAAUGUAACAUCUUCCCAACAAAAGGUGCCGCCAUCGAAUCCUAAUAGGGCCAAAAGUCCAUCUUUUCCGUCAAAUAAAAUAGGUGGCGAAAAGAGGACAAAAUCAAUAAAAAUUCCACGUUUACCAAAUUUUAUUAAUCACAAACAGCCGUUGGCCAAAGAGGACACAUCUGAUUCGGAUAUCAACAAACAUCAGGAAGAUGAGAAGGAUAAUUAUGAACCUGAUUUUGUGACUGAACCCGAUCCCAAUGCAAAAACAGAUACCAAAUCGUCAAAAGAUACAAACGAAUACAAGCCACCCAUUUAUCAAAAAGCAAAAAGUAUCAUAACACCGAUUAUGCAAGAACCUUCUCCGGAUUACAACGACACUUCCGCAGAUGUUACACUAGGUGGUGCACGAUCAAAACUUUUCGAUUCAUUCGAUAAAUCUAAAAAAUUUAGCCAGAGUUCAGGAAUAAAAUUUUCUCCUGAUACAAAAGUGGAUGUCAAAUCGAAACAAGAUGCAAACGAAUUCGAAGAUGAUAUCGAUGAAGAUGAAGAUGACGAAGCUUUAUCAACUUCUAGGGGCUCUUUGGAGUUCUCCCUUCUUUAUGAUUCCAUUAAUAAUGCACUGCAUUGUACUAUCCAUAGGGCUAAGGGCCUAAAAGCAAUGGAUUCAAAUGGAUUUUCUGAUCCUUAUGUUAAGCUACAUUUAUUGCCAGGUGCUGGAAAGUCGACCAAAUUAAGAACUAAGACUGCUCACAAAACACUUAAUCCAGAAUUUAACGAAACUCUAACGUAUUUCGGGAUCACCGAAGAAGAUAUGAUGAAAAAAACUCUGAGAUUAUCAGUAUUAGAUGAAGAUGUAUUUGGGCAUGAUUUUAUCGGCGAAACUCGAGUGCCUUUGAAACGGCUCAGAGCCCAACAAACAAAAACGUUUAAUGUUCUACUCGAAAAACAAAUGCCACUGGAAAAGGAUGAUGAUUUAGUUCAAACCGAUAGAGGAAAAAUUUUGGUUUCUUUAAAAUAUUCGACAAGCAAACAAUGUUUGAUAGUAGGUAUAGUACGAUGUGCCGGUUUAGCUGCUAUGGAUUCCAAUGGUUAUUCUGAUCCCUUCGUAAAGGUUUACCUUAAACCUGACACGGGUAAAAAAUCGAAGAAAAAAACGGCAGUCAAAAAAAGGACUUUAAACCCAGAAUUUAAUGAAGAAUUCGUAUAUUAUUGCAAUCUACGAGAAUUGGCAUCUAAAACAUUAGAUAUUACAGUAUGGGAUAAAGAUAUUGGCAAAUCUAAUGAUUAUAUAGGUGGAAUUCAAUUGGGUAUAAAUGCAAAAGGGGAAAGAUUAAAACAUUGGUUUGAAGCCUUAAAAAAUCCAGAGGUUAAAGUUGAAAAAUGGCACUCAUUGUCUCACGAACUUUUACCCGAUCCUGAACAAAUACCGGAACAAUAAUAAAUUUCCCUAUAUAGGCCUCAUUUAUUAUUAUUAUUUAUCUUAUUCAAAAGAUAUUUCACUUAUUAUAUUAUAUUAUAGUUUCUAUAUGUAUAACAUGAAUUUUAAUUACCCUUAUAUAAUCUACAAAUGCAAUAUUAAUUUACCCCGAAGACAGUGUAUAUAUUAUAAAUUUAUCACAUUAGUUAUAUAAGUAUUAUUAUUAUUAUAUUGUUUAAACACCGAUAUAAACAUUAUGGCUUUUGGAAUUAGAGGUGUGCGAUGAACCAAAUCCACCUGCCUGCUGUUUAAAAAUAAAUUAAUCUACCCGCCUAGAGUUUUUGGGGGAAAUAUAUCACCCAUCCUUCUCCUGUUGAUUUAAAAAUGUUUUACACAUCCACGCACUAAAAAUAACUUAAUUGAUUGGUUUGAUGCUUUUUAUUUUGGUCACUUUUUUUUAAGCGUAUGUACACAAUAUUUUUUUUAAAAAAUUAGACACAAAAUCAUGAAAUAUUUUAAAAUAUAAUAUUUAUUAAUAUUAAAAAAUAAGCCACUAUCCCCCCCCCACUUUGUCCGCUCUUUUGACAAUAAUAUAUUUAAACACUCACCUUUUGCCCCAUUGUUUAAACAUUUUUUAUUCCGCUCACUCGUAUAUCGCUAGCAGGAGAGAGUGGGUGGACGCGUUAAAAGCGCUAGUUGCAAACUUCCAAUUGGAAUCGCGAUCAAUAUUAUAUAUUUAUUAAAUUUAUGAAAAUGAAACUUAUUAAAACUGGCAAUAAUUAACGAUCCAUAUAGAUAUUAAUUGAUAAAAUAUAACAUAAUUUUUUGA
This is a messenger RNA of Gordionus sp. m RMFG-2023, 3786 nucleotides long. RefSeq names its product rabphilin-3A-like. The record is from RefSeq and is a predicted model, not a curated record. Gene Ontology annotation, cellular component: synapse; membrane. The transcript has 17 exons. Bases 267 to 2978 code for a protein of 903 amino acids. Gene Ontology annotation, biological process: exocytosis; intracellular protein transport; spontaneous neurotransmitter secretion. NCBI's taxonomy places the organism in Eukaryota, Metazoa, Nematomorpha, Gordioida, Chordodea, Parachordodidae. Gene Ontology annotation, molecular function: small GTPase binding; metal ion binding.